UAACAUGUGGGCAUCGGCCAUAUUCUGCUUUUAAAUAAGGAAGAAGCGGGAGGCGUUAAUUUAACUUUGUGUACUCAAUAUCUCAUUCACAGAAUCCCUCAAGGGUUCUGAGAAAUUCGAGUCAGUUAGGAAAAAAUAUUCACAACAGAUACUAACACACACGGGCAGCUAUAUGGAGCUCGCUUAACCUGAAGAGGUAAAUAUUGUUGGGCUGGUCUCUCACAUGUUAGCAGCUGGUUAGCUGGUUGAGCUAAAGAUCAGCGGUGAGGAUUUAUCUGAACUAGUUUAGUCGUGUUUAAGUGAAGGAUUCAGCUACUUUUAUCGAACUAAGCUGGUUAGCAGUGGCAUGCGGAUGAAGGGCAGAGGGAGCCCGCGUUUGGGACUGCGCUGACAGCCCUAACGAUUUAUCCUGCUACAAUCGAGGCUUUCAGUCCUUCAUCAUGUUUAAUAAGUUUUAUGAAUGGAUCGGAACCGGAAUCGCCAGUCUGCGAAACGGAGCACCAGCUGCUGCGGUUCACACCGGUCCCGUGAGAGUGGAUCAGGACGGGACAUCACGGAGAAAGAGACCACUAGACUGUUUGGAAGAUGGAGAUGCAGUUGAUCAGGAGGAGGAGAAAGCGGUGAAGAAAUUCAGAAUGGGAGAUAUUAUGGAUACAGUGAAGAAUGCAGCUGAGGGAGUGAAGACACAUGGUUCGAGUGUUGCUUUUUGGAUGAAGAACAGUGUCAGACCUAAUCCAAGGAACAUGUUUCUGACAUCAGCGGAUCCCCCUCAAAAAGGAAUACCAUCAGAACCUGCAGCCAAUUCCGCUGCAUCAGCAUCUUUGUGGGUGGAAAACAAGUUUGGGGAUCGGUCACAUGAUAUACUUGAGGACACAUUUGUAGCUCCAUCUAGUUCAGUUCAAUGGAGGACUGUCACAACAACUGAUUCCUUACAGACUGAACAGUGUGUCACCAUAUCAAAAGCAAGCAGAAGACAAGUUUGUAUGGACCAUCCACCCCAAGAGACACACAAAGCUAACGGACACUCUGUUAAUUUACCCUCUGCCUCCUUGCCAAAACCAUCCCCCUCUCCCCGCUUGGGCAGAUCCCUGUACCACCGACCACACAGCAUUUCAUCAUCUUCUGAGACCAGUUCAGGACAAGCCAGUUAUACCAGCCUAUAUGAGAAGACCUUUCCCAUCCGAGUGGUCCAGAGUCCUUCACACGGCAGCUCUAACCGUCUCUUCCAGAGGAGAGCCCACUGUACAGCACAGGAGUCCGUGCGUGUGGAAGAAAAGGAGGUUUACAGGCAGCUUCUAGCCAUGGUGUCUGGUGGCCAGUCGACCUUUCUUCAUGAUGGAAGUUCUUACUCCAGCAUUCGCUUGCAUCGAGAUUUCUCCAGCUUCCUGUCGUCCAGUCGAAGUCCUCUUCAUUGUGCCUCUCCAACAGGCUCUGGUGCUGGAGUGUCAUCCUACGGGUUAUCCAGUCCGCCUCCCAGCCCCCGGCCUGGGUCCAGCCAGACAUCCAGUGGCCUUCCCAGUCCUGGUGCGUCCUCUAGCAUUCCAGAGCCUCAGCUAUGGACCCAUGACCUUGAGCCCAGCACUAAAGGAUCAGCUGUUCCCUCAGCUCCAUCACCAGCAGCCCUUCAGGAUACCUCCUCUCAGGACACGCAGUCAUCAGCUCAUGAUGGAGAUUCAGUCAUUUUUGUGAUGGAGCAGCAGGGGAAGAAACAUGAAAGCUCAAGGGUGCCAUGCUUCCAGGCUGAACUGUGGAUCAAAGAACUGACUAGCCUCUAUGACUCUCGAGCUCGGGAGCGGCGAAGGUUGAUUGAAGAACAGGAGGCUCUAGCCUCUCAGCUUCUGCGCCAGCGCCUCUCGGGAGAGGGUCGAGCAGCCCCAGCAAGUGUUGAGCUAAAGGUUCGAGUCCCUCUAGAGAGGGAGGUUCCUGUUGCAGCUGUUAUCCCAAGACCUCAGCCUUUUAAAGAGGAGCCAGAGUUCCCAGAGUUAACAGAGGACAUGGAGAAGGAGGUGAGCAGAGCACUGAGAGGCAGUAGUCUGGAUGAGGUUCUCAGCGAGGGCUUCCGCCUCACCAUCACCAGAAAAGACCUCCAGACGCUCAACCACCUUAACUGGCUCAACGAUGAGGUUAUUAAUUUCUACAUGAACCUGCUGGUGGAGCGCAGUAAACAGCCCAACCUGCCCUCGGCUUACACUUUCAACACCUUCUUCUUUCCCAAGCUGCGGAGCUCCGGUUACUCUGCGGUCCGCCGCUGGACCAAGAAAGUGGACAUCUUUUCUGUAGACAUCAUUCUGGUGCCUGUCCACCUGGGGGUGCACUGGUGCCUGUCUGUGGUGGAUUUUCGUAAGAAGAGCAUCACUUACUUUGAUUCAAUGGGAGGAAACAACGACGAGGCCUGCAGGAUUUUAUUAAAAUAUCUGAAACAAGAAAGUGAAGAAAAGAAGGGGCAGAACUUUGAUACCUCAGAAUGGACUCUAAAAAGUAAAAGACGCAAUGAGAUUCCUCAGCAAAUGAAUGGAAGUGAUUGCGGAAUGUUCACAUGCAAAUAUGCUGAAUACAUCACCAAAGACCGGCCAAUCACAUUCACACAGAAACACAUGCCUUAUUUCAGAAGACGAAUGGUAUGGGAGAUCCUGAACCAGAAACUGUUGUGAUUGGAUGAUUCUUUUGUAUAGAACAUAUUUUGAUAUGUCGUAUGGAUACGAGGGCUCCUGUGCACUUCAGGAACUCUGAGACAAAUAUGGGAUGCCCUUAAUCACCGGUCAUUUCUUUGCUGUCUAAAUGAAACUCGGGAAGUCCUUUAUGGACAUAGUCUCAGCCUUUAAGAGUAGGGGCAAUGGUUUUAUGUCCCUUUAUAGUUCCCUAUAACUUGACUUGCUUUUGCUUUGCCAGCGAAUGUUGUUUGACUGACAAUGGAAGGACGUUAUUGUCAAUCUUUUCUUGUGCUGCCAUUCUUUUGCAAUAGCUGUCAAUAUAUGGCCUGUCUUAAGAUGACUUCAAAUAAUCAUUUGUGUUAAUUGACAUGGAGUGUGCUUGAUCUCAAAUCAUCUGAAGUCAUAAAUGUUACAGUAAUAUGUUUUAGGGAGUUUUACACCGAUGUGUUUUUACUCUAGGACUAGUAAAAUAUCUGGAAUUGACAAUCACAGACUCAGAGGUUUUCUACUGAAAACAGCAGUUUACUUAAUAUUUGUGACAUUUGAUACCAGUAUGUUUUAUACAGACGCUGUCAAGGUAAUUAACAGUAAAAUUAAUAUUUUUUAAAUAAGUAACUUAAGACUCAGAGUCGUCUUUUUGGAGAGUUUUGUGGUUCUUUUUUCCCUAGAGGUGAUGAAAAGCUCUUGUGCUGCAACGCUUUUGACUUCAGUAUGUUUUGGGAUGGGAGUUCUACCAUCACAGGGAUGUUUAUUUUUAUCAGUAUUUGGUGGCUUUUUGAUAACUUGGGAGUCUUCUGAUCAUGUUGGUCAACUCAGACAGACUGCACUUACAUGUAUUUGCUUUUUCACAGCCCAAUAGUGUCAUACAACUCCUCUGUUCUGUUCUUCCUUUUAUGUAAGAGAAAACUAUUUUUGGCAAUUUUCUAGAUUUUUUUUUUUUUGCAGGAUAUUGACAAUUAUUGUAUAUACAGUGACUAUACAGUAAAGCUGAAGACAUAUUUAAUACUCAUUUUGUACCUUUUAUUAUCUGUUUUUGUAUGUGGAAGAGAUCUUACUGGAAAUAAAUUCCUGAGGUUAUAUGUAUCAGAGGAAAAAUGAGAUUUCAAAUGAA
Carassius carassius (crucian carp) is the source of this 3762-nucleotide messenger RNA. Its product is annotated as sentrin-specific protease 1-like. Gene Ontology annotation, cellular component: nucleus. Bases 441 to 2651 code for a protein of 736 amino acids. The record is from RefSeq and is a predicted model, not a curated record. Gene Ontology annotation, biological process: protein desumoylation. Gene Ontology annotation, molecular function: deSUMOylase activity. The transcript is spliced from 18 exons. Lineage: Eukaryota; Metazoa; Chordata; Actinopteri; Cypriniformes; Cyprinidae.